Nezara viridula (southern green stink bug) is the source of this 510-nucleotide messenger RNA. The record is from the annotation of a GenBank genome assembly. Lineage: Eukaryota; Metazoa; Arthropoda; Insecta; Hemiptera; Pentatomidae.
AUGAAACCACUGGGACGUCCUUGUUGGAGUUACGGUAGACGUGCCCACCUCAGAAAUUGUCUUGAAAAGUUAAAAGAAAUGGUACCUCUUGGCCAUGAUACUUCAAGACACACCACUCUUGGUCUCUUAACCAAAGCGAAACGGUUUAUUAAGAGCUUGGAGCAGCAAGAACGGCGAGCAGCUGUUCAGAAGGAACACCUUCAACGGGAACAUAGGUUUUUACGAAGGCGGUUUGACUCGCUGUAUGGUGCAUCGAAGCGGAGAUCUGUCUCAGAAUCUUCAGUGUCGACUGUGUCAAGCACCCACUCCUCCUUCAGCACAGUCUCCUCCUUUCCUCCGUUUUCGUCCCCUUCAUCAAUUUCUGAAUCAGAUGAAGUUGAUGUUAUAGGCUAUACAAGUAACCAGAGUGAUAGUGAUGACCACGGGUCUGUGCAAUCAAUGUCUAGUGACUCAGGAGUUGCCAUGUCGACGAGCCGCCUCUCCCUCGCCGAAGUCCACCGUUCCAUCUAG